GAGCAAGAGAGCGAAGUACAGACUGGAAGGGGGAGAGGCCGGAGGCAGGGAGCUCGGCAAGGAGGCCGAUGCGACGGUCGAGACGGGGAAUGACGAGGGCUUGGACCAGUGAGGUUGAGUUCGGGAAGAAGAGCGGGGAGUGGAUUCUAGAGAUGCGGUGAAGAGAGAACCGACAAGACUUGAUGACCGACUGAUAUGGGGGGGGUUAAAGGAUAGAGAUGAGUCGGGGACACUGCCAAAGUUGCAGGUUUCGGAGCCCCUGAGGAUAGUGGUGGUGUCCAGAGCGGUGGGAAAGUCGGAGAGCGUCAUGCUGCUGCUUGACUGAAAAUGGAAAAGAAAACAGUGGCAGGAUUCAGAUCUGGUAAUCAGGAGAGACUAACUUAUCUGCAGCGUGGCCUAACCGAGAAAGCAUGGGACUUCAAGUUUCAGUCCCAACUCGGCCACUCUCCUGCCAUGAACUUUCACCUCUUUACCUCUGUAGACCUCAGUUUCUUCACUUGUAAAAUGGAGGUAAUACACUUGUUCUCCCUACCCCUUAGGUCCCGAGCCGUGGGUCGGACCAGGGUCUGCGCCCAGUCGGCACCUUGCCUGGCACCCGGGUGGCAUUCGGUCGAUACCAUAAUUGAUUAUAAUCCAAUUUCCGCUUUAAGCGGAGUUUCCUCGGCGGAGUUUUAAGACCAUAAAAAGGCGCCGAAUGUUAUAGCCGGAAGGGACCCCGAGGGUUUUAGUCCAGUCCUGCUGUUUCAGGCUGGCGCGUGACUUAAAGGACUUCCAAAGUCGGCUUCAGGGAACCCAAUUCCGGUAUUGGAUCACCACGAAAGUCAAGUGCUUCCAUAUAUUUAACCCAGACCGCCCCGGUUUUAAGCCAGGUUCCUCUUGUUCACGCCCGCAGCCUCUUCCUCCUUUUAUAUUAAAGCCUAUCCUAAAUGAUCAUCACCUUUUAUAAGUACAUCUCGUACGUUCAGAAGUCACUUUGCCACCGAAAACCGAGCGUGGUUAUCCUUUGGUCUCGGUGCCGGGGUAAAAUCGAAUCAUUUGGAGACAAUGAUUUGCAAGGCACUAAUAGUUCUGGAUCAUUGGGUGGUCUUGAUGUGCGCCGAAGAAUCCCUAUAAAGUUAAUCUCCAAGCAGACCAACAAAGCCAAGCCUGCACCUCGUGCUCCCCGAAGUAUGACUAGGAUGCCUUCGAAGGCCCAGCCUGGUGACGAAGAAGGAUUUGACUACAGUGAAGAAGAGCGAUAUGACUGUAAAGGAGGCGAUCUGUUUGGGACUCAGCGAAGAUUUCCGGGACACAUUUUCUGGGAUUUUCAGAUCAACAUCUUGGGUGAAAAGGAUGAAACCCCAGUCCAUUUCUGUGAUAAGUGCGGGUUGCCGAUUAAAAUCUACGGUCGCAUGAUACCGUGCAAGCACGUUUUCUGCUAUGACUGUGCUAUUUUGCAUGAAAAAAAAGGGGACAAGAUGUGUCCAGGCUGUAGCGACCCGGUCCAGCGGAUCGAGCAGUGUGCCCGAGGGUCUCUGUUCAUGUGUAGCGUCGUCCAAGGAUGCAAGAGGACCUAUCUGUCUCAGAGAGACCUGCAGGCUCACAUCAACCACCGCCACGUGAGAGCCGGGAAGCCCGCCGCCCGCCCUCCCGUCGAACCCGUCCACCCGCCCGUAGCCCCGCCGCCGGCGGAGAUUCCCGACCGCUUCCUCGUGCCCCCGGAGAAGCACCAUCUGAGCCACGUCCCGCCGAAGCAGCACAUCCUGCUCCCGCCGCCCCCCUUGCAGCACGUGCCCCACGAGCACUACGGCCAGCCCCACGAGGACGUCCGGGCCCCGCCGGCGGAGAUGGCCGUGGCCCCGCCGCCGCCGCGCCCCGUCGGCCAGGAGACCUUUCGCAUCUCGACGAGGAAGCACAGCAACCUGAUCACCGUCCCCAUCCAGGACGACUCCGGCUCCGGGGCGCGGGAGCCGCCGCCCCCGGCCCCGGCCCCGGCCCCGGCCCCCGCUCACCAUCAUCCCGAGUACCCGGGCCAGCCGGUGGUGUCCCGCCCUCAUCGCAUCAUGCCGCCUCAGCAGCAUUACGCCCCGCCCCCGCCCCCGCCCCCGCCGCCCAUCAGCCACCCCAUGCAGCACCCGCCCCAGGCCGCGGCCGCGCCCCACCUGGUCUACGGCCAAGCCCCGCCUCCCCCCAUGACCUCCGCCCCGCCCCCCAUCACCCCUCCCCCCGGACACAUCAUCGCCCAGAUGCCCCCCUACAUGAACCACCCUCCUCCGGGCCCGCCCCCCCCGCAGCACGGCGGGCCGCCGGUCGGCGCUCCCCCUCCCCCGCCCCACCACUAUAACCCCAACUCGCUGCCGCAGUUCACCGAAGACCAAGGAACCCUCAGCCCCCCUUUCGCUCAGCCCGGGGGAAUGAGCCCCGGGAUCUGGCCGGCACCCAGAGGCCCGCCCCCUCCCCCCCGGAUGCAGGGUCCGCCCGCCCAGGCCCCGCUGCCCGGACCGCACCACCCCGAUCAGACGCGAUACAGGCCCUAUUACCAGUGAUGGACGGCGGGCGGCCGGGGGCCCCGGGGAUCGACCUCGGGCGGUGCGGAGCAGCGACUCCCGGGAGCGCGGUGCUGUGGGAAGAGACCCUCGGCGGGGCGGGGCGUCGGACCCCAGGGGCGGCCGUUGGGCACGUCGUGUCCUGAGGAAUCCGACCCACGUCGUCCCGCUCCGUCCCGAGUGUCGUUUUCUUCUUAGAGCCGACCUCGAGUUCCUCGCGUGAGACGGCGGCGGCGGCCCCUCUUGGAAAAUCCGAUCACGGUACGGGUGUCAGGUUGCCGUUUCUCUACGGGAACUCGAGCGCCGCCACGGAGUCCCCGAGGACCACGUGCGGCCGCUGACCUCCUCCCGAAGGUUUCGGCCAAAGGCCGAGAGCGGUUUUCCUUCGUUUCCUUGUUGUCCUGUUUCUCCCCUCUGGUUUUGGUUUUGUUAAAAACCACCCACGAAGGCGUCCCGGCCCUUCUCGAACUCACCGAGGCGCCGGGCCCCGGAAGGUGGCCCCGUGACUCUUGCGAGGCUUAAGGACCCGCAGGUCCGAAGCGGGGUACGUCGAGUCCGCGUAGAUGCCUUUGAUUUCGAGGCAGGCUGGGGAACCCGCCUCCCCCGGCGCGACCAGACCCCGGGAACGGGAGUCGAGGUCGAUAGCCGGCGAGUGGGCUGACGGAGGUGAGGGCGCUCCCCGGGCCGCACCCCGGGUGGGUUCCGUGGUGGAGGGGCGGCCAACUGGCCGGGUCCCUAAAGGGCUAGGGCUUGGUGGUGCCGGUGCCGUUGAAGCCCACCCUGUCCCCGCCUUUUCUCCCUCCCCAUAGAGAGCUUGGAGGGUGAACUGGGCUCUUUACCAAAAAUGACCCGCCUGCCCUCGCUAGACAUUCUUCCCCAGUUGAAGCGGGGUCUCGUUAGCGGUCUCCCCACCGAAACUCGAAAGUUCAACGUAGGCGAUCCUCGAGCGUUGCUUCGGGGACCUGGGAAGGGGCUCGGGUUGUCCCCCACUGGGAGGGCGGUUGAGCCCGGACGGGACCGGGGAGGGGGCCGCCGAGAGGUCACCGACUGGCUCGCGUUGGCCCCCCGCCCCAGGUGACCCCCCCGGAGAGGGAUCUACGGGCCCCCGACGGCCGAAGCGAACCACGAAAGUAGAGUAGUAUUUUGUUUUCCCGAUGACUGACCUCCGCCUCACAUUCCCCGCUGCACGGGUGAAAUUCGCAUCGGGCUAGAGAAGAGGUCUCGUAUCCGUAUCCGCCUUCGGGGAGGACGGAAAGUCAUGGGGAGAAGUGGAGACGAUUCAGCCCCCGGUAAGAGGUGCCGUUGGCAUCCGUCCUCGUUACAGGGUUUCUCGUUCACUGUUGACCAUUCACCGGUUGCACAUAACUUGUACGUGUGACUUUACGGGGACGUGAAUGUCCAAUAAAUAAACUUUACGUGAGGAUUUCUUCUUUUA
Ornithorhynchus anatinus (platypus) is the source of this 3960-nucleotide messenger RNA. RefSeq names its product Cbl proto-oncogene like 1 (gene CBLL1). Gene Ontology annotation, biological process: regulation of cell adhesion; protein ubiquitination. Bases 927 to 2525 code for a protein of 532 amino acids. The transcript has 6 exons. Gene Ontology annotation, molecular function: ubiquitin protein ligase activity. NCBI's taxonomy places the organism in Eukaryota, Metazoa, Chordata, Mammalia, Monotremata, Ornithorhynchidae. The record is from RefSeq and is a predicted model, not a curated record.